UCGUUAAACCCCGAAGAAGAAGUUAACAGCACAGAAGUUUAUAACGAAAUGGCUUCGCUUCCUUUCGUUCGAGGGGCUCUACUCGUGUCGUUUUCGGUUCUUUUGACUGUAGUUCUGGGGUUCGGACUCCCAGCGUUGCUGAAUGCUGUCGCUAAAUGCUGUGGUUUUCCUGAGACCAGUGUGUCCGAGUGCAUAGUCGGGGUGUAUUUAAUUUUUGUACUCUAUGUCGCGACACCACGGAUACCCAGAGGAACGAUAGAGGUACAGGGAAAGGCAGUAUUCAUCACAGGCUGUGACAGUGGUUUUGGUCAUGCCACAGCUAAGCACCUCCACAAACUGGGCUUCACUGUCUUUGCUGGAUGUCUGUUCAAGGAUAAAGGUGGGGAGGGGUCCAAGGAGCUGGAGGAGAUGCAGUCAGAUCGGAUGAAGGUGGUUCAGCUGGAUGUCUGCAGUGAGGAGCAGGUGAACAGAGCUGUGGACUACGUCAACACACACCUGGACGACUCACAGAGAGGUCUGUGGGCGGUACUGAACAAUGCAGGCGUGUCUACGUUUGGAGAGGUGGAGUUUACGACCAUGGAGACGUACCGACAGGUGUCAGAGGUCAACCUGUGGGGGGUUAUCAGGGUCACCAAGGCCCUCCUGCCCCUCAUCCGUAGGGCCAAAGGUCGUGUGGUCAACCUGGCCAGCAUGUAUGGGCGGAUGGGCAAUGCCUUGCGUUCUCCAUACUGCGUAUCUAAAUAUGGUGUGGAAGCGUUCUCCGACUGUCUACGUUACGAGAUGAAGGCCUGGGGGGUCAAGGUCUCCGUCAUCGAGCCGGGGAACUUCAUUGUGGCAACGGGCAUCCUGACCCGGGACAUUGUGGCGACCACGGCUGAUAAACUGUGGCGCGAGGCGCCCCCUGGUGUCCAGGAGGACUAUGGCCACGCCCACUUCGACAAACACAUGGCUCUGAUGAGGUCAUACUGUAGCAGUGGACAGAAAGAUGUCCAGCCCGUCCUAGAUGACAUCACCGACGCCAUCACGUCACGCCGCCCGUUCACGCGCUAUAACCCCAUGGAGCCUCACUGGUGGAUCAGGAUGCAGGUGAUGACACACCUACCGGCCGCCAUCUCCGACCGUCUCUACUUCUGAACUGGAGGAUCCCUGUCUCCGAUCGUCUCCAUACGUACAGUGUAUCCUAUUGCAUUAUGGUUCCGUUCCACUUUAGAGUCUAAAAUUGGGGAAUUCCCUAUGGAAAAUUACAAGCGAUCGAUUCUCAAUAUGUUAAUCUAAUUUGAAUGAAUUUCCUGACUUGACUGAUUUAACAAUUCCUAUUCUCCUUGGAUCAUGAGGUCCAGAGACCACUGCUGUAGUUAAGGAUUCCUUCACACUGGAAAUCUCAGUGAUUGAGCCAUUUUGAACAUUAUGCACUAUUGUCCUAUCUACAAUAUAUACGUCAUUCACCCCCUUGGAAAUGGGACUUUUCUUCUUCUUAAGUAAUAACUGAAGCUGUGAUAUUCAAGUGAUGAAGCCGAUGUUUGGAGGUUAUAUUGGAGCGGGUGUUAGGUGUUUGGAGGUUAUAUUGGCGUGGGUGUUAGGCCCGAGGUGAACACCAGCUCCCAGGGCAUUAUCACUUUUAUAUGGGUUAUUAACAUGUUUUCAGAAACAUUAUUUUGAUGAAUUUACUCAUACAGUUUCAUCCUUCCACGAGAUAUAGUCCCGACACAAAUCUAGGGUUGCUACCCAAGCCGGCUGGUUGUUCAUUCUAUCGGUUCGGUUGCCAGAAACGCGACCCAGUCGUUGUCCUUUUGUUCUGUGUCUAGGGACGCGACCCAGUCGUUGUCCUUUUGUUCUGUGUCUAGGGACGCGACCCAGUCGUUGUCCUUUUGUUCUGUGUCUAGGGACGCGACCCAGUCGUUGUCCUUUUGUUCUGUGUCUAGGGACGCGACCCAGUCGUUGUCCUUUUGUUCUGUGUCUAGGGACGCGACCCAGUCGUUGUCCUUUUGUUCUGUGUCUAGGGACGCGACCCAGUCGUUGUCCUUUUGUUCUGUGUCUAGGGACGCGACCCAGUCGUUGUCCUUUUGUUCUGUGUCUAGGGACGCGACCCAGUCGUUGUCCUUUUUCUGUUCUGUGUCUAGGGACGCGACCCAGUCGUUGUCCUUUUGUUCUGUGUCUAGGGACGCGACCCAGUCGUUGUCCUUUUGUUCUGUGUCUAGGGACGCGACCCAGUCUUUGUUCUGUGUCUAGGGACGCGACCCAGUCGUUGUCCUUUUGUUCUGUGUCUAUGGACGAGACCCAGUCGUUGUCCUCGUUGUUCUGUGUCUAUGGACGAGACCCAGUCGUUGUCCUCGUUGUUCUGUAUCUAGGGACGAGACCCAGUCGUUGUCCUCGUUGUUCUGUGUCUAGGGACGAGACCCAGUCGUUGUCCUCGUUGUUCUGUAUCUAGGGACGAGACCCAGUCGUUGUCCUCGUUGUUCCAUUGCAAUGAUGGCUGGCAAUGAUCUUAUCCCUUGCUUGCUAUUUGGCUAACACAGUCAUGUCAAACAGUGUAGCCAGAAUAACAGCACAGUAGUUGGGGUUUAAGCUGUUUUCUAGUGACUCUUUCGGGAUACCUCCAUAACAAUGAGCUAAUGAUUUCUCCUGGCAUGGGACGCUUGCUGGUUCUCUCUCCCCCCCCCCUCCCCCUCCCCCCCAAAAUGAAGCUGGAAUGACAGCAAACGAGCUACAGUUACUGUUUUUCUGUUGACAUUUAAUUUGUAUAGAUAGAUAAAAAUGAUACUGAGUCAUGAUUUCGACUGGCUGAGAGAAGCUGCCUGUUUGUCCCGACAUGUUCAUUAACAGCUGGAGAUCCAAUUUCAAAAUUGUAUAUAUAUUUUUUUUUAUUAAUUUUUUGCAAACGCAAGGUUAUUACAAAUCUCCACUGUUGAAAACCAAUUGUUAAUCUAAAAGAAAUGUGAGAUAAUGUCUAGAUGCUUUUUAUAGUGGAGAUCAAGUUUAUAAGUUGCCUGGUUGGGCUGAUGAGACAGCGGGUUGCUUAGAGUAAAUAGGCAUUUUAACGUCAGAGAUUUAGCCUGUGGUAACUUGUAGAAUAGACAAUGGCUGGAAUGUGGUUUUAACCAACCAGGAUUAGACCCACCCAUAUAAACCUUGAUUGAGAAUUAUUCAACCCUCUGAGUCAAUACAUGUUAGAAUCACAUUUUGGCAGCGAUUACAGCUUAUGAGUCUUCUUGGGUUGGUAUCUAAGGGGCCGUUUCAGUCUGAGGAAAUGCCUUUGCACUUCUCAGUUGGUAUUCAGACUUACCAAGCACGUAUUGCGCUCUACAGGUGUGGCUACCAUGCCCUCAAUGAAUAAAUAUCAUUCAAUCACUGACAAACCUCCCACUUGCUAACCCAUUAUUUUCUUUAUUGUGAAGUUCACAUUCAAUAGUUUCAGUACAUUUAUCGAAAGCCAUCCCUUUAAAUAUGCUGUUCCUUUUUCUAAUUGGAAUUUUAUGUCUACAGACUCAGACUAUCGUGAGAUGGGUUGAGAAUAUUAUGGAUCAAUGAAAUUAAGCAUCAAAAUAUAUUUAUCUCUUUCAGCACCAACUCGUAGAUUUUUCUGGAUUAUUUCGUGCCAAUGUUAGGAAAGUGAAUCAUUCUAAUCAGGUUUGGUGAGCCUUUACGUAUUAAAUAUAUUAUUGAGUCAAAAAUAGUGUUAUGAUUCAUCCUGAAAGUUGCCGUAUUCAAGUUCAAGUCAUAAAAUAUUGUAAGGUGGGAAAAUGUGGACAAUAGUCGAACGAACUAAACAUGGAACUGUGAUGAACCGUGCGGCAGGUUUAAACUGCUACGUCCGAGUUCCAUAAGGCCUCUAAUAGACACCGGUAGCCUAAUGUCACCCUGGAACAACGACAGACGACCGAGGAAGGAAGGGGAAUGGUGCUAAAUGUAGGAAACUAUAGUGAAAGUUCGAACUGCGUGUGGGUAUUACUGACGGCGGCUCAUAUUUAGCAUGAUACAUGAUACGCAUUGUAAAGAAACUGAGAAAACAAUGAAAACAUUCUAAAGAGAAUACCUCAUGGCUGCAGGUUUGGCCAUUUAAAGGCCUAUAGAUUGGGUCUUUAAAAUGGCAAUCCCUGCAAGUUAUUAGGGCAUAACAGCCAUUUAUAGUCUAUUUCACUGUGGCGAGGGGCCGUAACACAUCUCAUGUUGAUAUGAUUUUAAUUUGGCCUCUUUAGGACUGGUUUCACCCUCUUUAGGACUGGAAAAAUAAUCUAGAACAGUUACUAUAUGUAGGCUAUCUUCAAAAAGCUUACUCAUUUUACCUAGCGGCAGGGUAGCCUCGUGGUUAGAGCAAGUUCAAAUCCCCGAGCUGACAAGUACAAAUCUGUCGUUCUGCCCCUGAACAAGGCAGUUCCCCGGUAGGCCGUCAUUGAAAAUAAGAAUGUGUUCUUAACUGACUUCCCUAGUUAAAUAAAUUAUUGAUUAUAAAUGACAAUGAAUGGCGUUAUUUCUAUCAAGAAUAAAAUGAAGGUAAAUUGGGCGGGUGUUUAAAUCUGACGAUUCUGUUACAAAACGUUUCUUAAGCAAAUGGCACGAAAUGGGGAGGGACCUACCUGAAUUUGUCCAAUAGAAACUCUUUUAUUAGCAAAACAGAACAAAUGAUUACACGCUAGAGGCAGGCAAGAGGGUGUGAGGUAGUAUUUAAUGUUCUCACUGGCUGUCACCUUGAUUACUCAAAUUAUUCUCUCAACCUUUUCACCUGCAUUGUAAACUUUCAUUCUAAGUCUGUUGUAGCAAUCUCAUGAUGGGUAUAGGUCAAAUUAGAGUAUCAUGUCGUGGCCUAAACAUAUCGAUGAUACAUUGAACUGGGUGAAUGAAAUAUGAAUGACAGUCAUCCAAUAUGCUGUAAUAGAAAUAAAGCCAUCCUCAUGAAAAUAAAUAAUCGUCCUCAAUCUCAAACGGCACCAGCCGUGGCUGAGGUCACUCCGUAGACAGGAAAGUGUAUAAAAAGGCAACACAGCGAUGCGCUCUGGACUGAACUUUCCCCUGAGAGCUUUCCACACCUCAAUUGUGCAAAAGUCUACAUAUUUUCAAGCAGAUUUAAGUCUCUAAACUGUAACUAGGCCACUCAGCAACAUGCAAUGUCAUCUUGGUAAGGCACUCCAGUUUUAUGUAGCCUGGUGUGUCAGGUUAGGACGAGGCAGUUACUCAGUGACGUGUUGGAUUUGCCCCAAACAUAAGACUUAGCAUUUAUGCCAAAAUGUUUAUUCCUUUUGCCGUGUUUGAAGAAAAAAGUUUUACUUCAGUGCCUUGUUAUAUACAGGAUGCUUGUUUUGUAGUUGUUGAGCCGUCCUCGGUUAUCUCCUGUCACAGCCAUUACACUCUGUAGCUGUUUUAAACUCACCAAGGGUCUCUCGUGGUAUUAUCCUUCCUGCCCUCCGUUCAGGAGGACUGUAUACUUGUUGUGUCUGGGUGGCAAUGAGACUUUCAAAAACGCUCCCUGGUCUUUGUAGUUUAAUCUGUGCUUGAAAUUCAAUAGUUGACCGAGGGACCUUUCGUAUGUAUGGGGGACAGAUGAAGGGGUAGUCAAUCAGGAAUCAUGUCAACCCCUACUAUUUCAUACAGUACAGGUAAUUUAUAAUUUGUUAAACAACAAUUUACUCCUGAACUCAUUUAGGUUUGCUUAAACAAAGGAGGUGAAUUUUUAUGCAAUGAUUUUUGUUAUUUGUUUUUAUUAAUGUGUAGAAAUGUAUUUUGUGUAGAACAAUAAAUAAAAUCACAAUCAAAUCCAUUCCAAUCCAAUUUUAACACAACAAAAUCCAAGGGGCUAAAUACUUGAGAUUAGGGUGUUUGAUAUGACCUGUUACCGUCUGAUUUAUUAUAAAUGAUGCAAUGCCUUGACAUUCA
Messenger RNA from Oncorhynchus tshawytscha (Chinook salmon), 5868 nucleotides. It is a transcript of the gene bdh1, whose product is annotated as 3-hydroxybutyrate dehydrogenase, type 1. Bases 49 to 1134 code for a protein of 361 amino acids. The record is from RefSeq and is a predicted model, not a curated record. Gene Ontology annotation, molecular function: oxidoreductase activity. The transcript is spliced from 5 exons. Lineage: Eukaryota; Metazoa; Chordata; Actinopteri; Salmoniformes; Salmonidae.